Myodes glareolus (Bank vole) is the source of this 2102-nucleotide messenger RNA. The record is from RefSeq and is a predicted model, not a curated record. NCBI's taxonomy places the organism in Eukaryota, Metazoa, Chordata, Mammalia, Rodentia, Cricetidae.
UGGUUCUCACAUCCUCCUGCCUUCUGUUUGAGAUAGGGUCUCUCAUUGGCAGGAACAUCACCACAGAAUUCAGGCCACAAAACAGGAAAGCAAGUAACUGAUGCAGAAACCUAGGGAGCCCUUGCUAGGGGUGAAGGGCUGUAUGGAGUCUCCUAAAUGGCCUGUAUCUCAGGCAGAUUCUGUCAUGGAAUUGUCGAAAAUGUCAGACAUGACGAAGCUCCAUCAGGCCGUGGCAGCAGGCGACUACAAUUCAGUGAAGAAGGUUUUGAAGAAAGGUCUCUGUGACCCAAACUACAAGGAUGUGGACUGGAACGACAGGACGCCGCUCCACUGGGCGGCAAUCAGAGGCCAAAUGGAGGUGCUACAUCUCCUGAUACAAUAUGGAGCCAGACCCUGCUUGGUCACUGACGUGGGCUGGACCGCAGCUCACUUUGCGGCUGAGUCCGGCCAUCUGAAUGUCCUCAAGACUCUCCAUGCACUGCCCGCUGCCAUUGAUGCUGCUGACUUCUUCGGAGACACACCCAAGAGGAUCGCACAGAUCUAUGGGCAGAAAGCCUGUGUGGACUUCCUGGAGAGGGCAGAACCAGAAUGCCGGGACUACCGCCAGAGAGGGCUGUUGCUUGAUGAACAGGACCCAGAUUGGGACCUCAAGAAAAGGGAGCUAGAGCUGUCUCUUCCUGCCCCGGAUCCAAACACCAACAAAAAGAAUAAGAGAAUCCGAGGCUCCACCAGGCUCAGCCAUUCCAAGGCCUGGAGGUUAUGAGAAGAGAAGCCUCAGGCAGACCUAGGACCCAGCACAGAGCUAGAGGGGUUGCUAGGCUUCUUCGGCUUCCUCGUCUACAUGGGAUUUGACUCAGUCACCCUUACCCAGGCUUCUACAGAACAUCACAGCAAACCAUUCAGUUGGAAAGUCUUUCUGCGGUGUUCUAUCAGAGCCAAUGUCUCUGUGCCAAAACCUGAAAGCAUGAAGCUAAACCCAGAAGUUUGACCCUGAGUGGACAGAGCAGCCUACAGCCAACAGCUGCUUGCAUUUUGUUUUUAGUGACUUGGAGUGUCAGCAUGCCCCGCCCCUCACCUACCAACACAUCCCACAUAGUUACAGAAUGUUCAAGAUCAAAGAAAGAGCUCUUCCAAUGGGAUUGAUUAGUCUGGGGCAGAAAAAAAAAGUGAAAUAAAAAGCAAAACAAAACUCUUAAAUGACGAUUCAAUCCAUGAAUAAUAAAAUUUGUUUUGGACACAAAGACUAAGCAAAAGCAAAUGCUGAAGCUUUUUUCUAUUUCUUUUUUGUGGGAGCCCACAGUCCCAGCAUUGACAAAUUUCCCUAUCAUCCGACCCACCUAGGAGCAAUGGUAUGUGCGAUGUACCCACUCAGUGUGAGACAACUGGAAAGCCUGGUAUGAAGGGACUCUGCCCCACCUAACCGAGCGUUGGCAGAAAAUGGCGAAACAUGGCUUUGUUGGUCUAGUUUUUCAGUUGUAGAUUUUACAAAAGUUAGACCAGAUAUUUCCAAGGAAAGUAUAGCAUCUAUCCAAGUUUUGAAGACAGUACAAGAAAAAGUUAAUUGCCUUGUUAUCAAUUUUUAAUAUUGAUUGCUGAAAUAUGUCGGAUGUUUUAAUGCUAAGUAAAGAUACUAUUAAAAUUAACUUUACUAUCUACUUUUUAUUUUUACCUGUUUUUAAGUAUGAGAUUAUAUGGUGUGUUGCUAGCUGUUGGGUUUCAGCUAAAGGAUCUUUGUGAGUAGUGCUAAGAGGACUCAGUGCCCUUCUCCCCAGAGAGCGAUGUGUUACCAGACCAAGCAAGAGAAUUGUCUUUAUAAUGAUUCUUUACUAACAACUUCAAUAUCCAGUGCAUCAAUGGGGUUUACAAUCUUAACACACAAGGGAGGACUGUGUUGGGCAAUACACAAACAAUUCAAUAUCACAAUUAUUAAUCUUACUAAUCCUAAUACAUAAAACCAAUUUCUAACUUCCAUUUGACUUAUCAGUUACCUAUUGAAGGACCCCUCGUUUUAACCACAGCUAUACCGUUUUGCAAAGGUUCACAGAUAACUAGCUCAGGACCUCCGGAAUGCUGAGCAAAUAACAGGCUUAAUUAAGGGCCUC